CGGCCAUUUUGUCGGUGCAGGCCAUCAGCCGCAGAGGGCAGAGGGGCGUAUAGUAUUUUCUAGUUACCUGAAAGACACAUCAAGAACAUCGCAAUAUGAAUGAUACACUUGUUUCAUUCGCCAAGGAUUUCUUGGCCGGUGGUAUUUCCGCUGCCAUCUCCAAAACAGCCGUCGCCCCUAUCGAGAGAGUGAAGCUUCUCCUUCAGGUCCAGCAUGCCAGUAAGCAGAUCACAGCUGACAAGCAGUACAAGGGUAUCAUGGACUGCGUUGUCCGUAUUCCCAAGGAGCAGGGGUUCCUUUCCUUCUGGAGAGGUAACCUUGCCAAUGUCAUCAGAUAUUUCCCCACCCAGGCCCUCAACUUUGCCUUCAAGGACAAGUACAAGAAGGUCUUCCUUGAUGGCGUCGACAAGCGCACGCAGUUCUGGAGGUACUUUGCUGGCAACCUGGCCUCUGGUGGUGCUGCUGGAGCCACCUCCCUCUGUUUCGUGUACCCCCUUGACUUCGCCCGUACCCGUCUGGCAGCUGAUGUGGGAAAGGCAGGAGCCGAGAGAGAGUUCUCAGGUCUGGGUAACUGCCUGAUGAAGAUCUUCAAGUCUGACGGCUUGAAAGGAUUGUACCAGGGCUUCAAUGUGUCUGUGCAGGGCAUCAUUAUCUACAGGGCUGCAUACUUCGGCAUCUAUGAUACAGCUAAGGGAAUGCUUCCAGACCCCAAAAACACCCACAUUGUGGUGAGCUGGAUGAUUGCACAGACUGUGACAGCUGUUGCUGGCCUGACCUCAUACCCCUUCGAUACUGUCCGUAGACGUAUGAUGAUGCAGUCCGGACGUAAAGGAACUGAAAUCAUGUACACCGGGACCAUUGAUUGCUGGCGCAAGAUCGCACGCGAUGAGGGUGGUAAGGCUUUCUUCAAGGGAGCCUGGUCCAACGUGCUCAGAGGCAUGGGCGGCGCCUUCGUGCUGGUGUUGUACGAUGAGCUGAAGAAGGUCAUCUAAAUCUUCAUUGUCACAUCACUGUCCAAUUUGGCUAAAUGUAAUAACUUUCCAUUUCUACGGACUCUGCGUUCUGCCUUAUUUAUGGGAACAAACUUCUCACCAAUAGUGAGAGAUGGCUGUACGUUGUGCAUCUUUGAUUUUAAAACGUUCCACACCCUGUUUACCAAUGUCAUUCCUGUUUAAAAAGAAAUAUGAUACCUCCUCCUGUCAUUCACUAGGUUUGUAUGGUCCCAACUUGAAUAAAUUUAUUCUGGGGAACAAACUAAACAA
Molecule: messenger RNA, 1262 nt
Organism: Pelmatolapia mariae (spotted tilapia)
Lineage: Eukaryota; Metazoa; Chordata; Actinopteri; Cichliformes; Cichlidae
Exons: 4
Coding region: 96-992 (298 amino acids)
Biological process (GO): negative regulation of mitochondrial outer membrane permeabilization involved in apoptotic signaling pathway; mitochondrial ADP transmembrane transport; mitochondrial ATP transmembrane transport
Cellular component (GO): mitochondrial inner membrane
Molecular function (GO): ATP:ADP antiporter activity
Source: RefSeq, a predicted model, not a curated record